This is a messenger RNA of Arabidopsis arenosa, 926 nucleotides long. NCBI's taxonomy places the organism in Eukaryota, Viridiplantae, Streptophyta, Magnoliopsida, Brassicales, Brassicaceae. The record is from the annotation of a GenBank genome assembly.
CACACAAAUCCUUAGCAUAUCAUAUAAGUCAAUUAUUGGUUUAAUUGGAAAAUAAUAAAAAAAAUGCCAGCUAGGGCUUAAAGAAAUGGAGGGUGGUGCGGGUAAUGAAGUAGCAGAGAGCAGCAAGAAGAUAGGGAGAGGGAAGAUAGAGAUAAAGAGGAUAGAGAACACUACGAAUCGUCAAGUCACUUUCUGCAAACGACGCAAUGGUUUGCUCAAGAAAGCUUAUGAGCUCUCUGUCUUGUGUGACGCUGAGGUUGCUCUUGUCAUCUUCUCCACUCGAGGCCGUCUCUACGAGUACGCCAACAACAGUGUGAGAGGAACAAUAGAAAGGUACAAGAAAGCUUGCUCCGACGCCGUUAACCCUCCGACCGUCACCGAAGCUAAUACUCAGUACUAUCAGCAAGAAGCGUCUAAACUUCGGAGACAGAUUCGGGACAUUCAGAAUUUGAACAGACACAUUCUCGGUGAAUCUCUUGGUUCCUUGAACUUUAAGGAACUCAAGAACCUUGAAAGUAGGCUUGAGAAAGGAAUCAGCCGUGUCCGCUCCAAGAAGCACGAGAUGUUAGUUGCAGAGAUUGAAUACAUGCAAAAAAGGGUAAAAGAAAUCGAGCUGCAAAACGAUAACAUGUAUCUCCGCUCCAAGAUUACUGAAAGAACGGGUCUGCAGCAGCAAGAAUCGAGUGUGAUACAUCAAGGGACGGUUUAUGAGUCGGGUGUAACUUCUUCUCACCAGUCGGAGCAGUAUAACCGGAACUAUAUUCCGGUUAACCUUCUUGAACCAAAUCAGAAUUCCUGCAACCAAGACCAACCACCUCUGCAACUUGUUUGAUUAAGACUAACAUAAGCUUCUUUCCUCAGCGUGAGAUCGAUCUUAUGCAUAUAUAUUCAUGUUACACUUACUCUUAUAAACUUAAAAUGCAGAC